Eimeria mitis is the source of this 1404-nucleotide messenger RNA. RefSeq lists its product as uncharacterized. The record is from RefSeq and is a predicted model, not a curated record. The transcript is spliced from 5 exons. Lineage: Eukaryota; Apicomplexa; Conoidasida; Eucoccidiorida; Eimeriidae. The coding region runs from base 1 to 1404 and encodes 467 amino acids.
AUGGAGCCGUCUGGGGGGACGCCGUUACCUGGUGUAGCGUCGCAAGAGGUGGCAGAGAAUGCGACGCCACCACCUGCUGAAUCGGAGGCUCCGUUACCGGCCCCAGUGAAGCCGGGUGAAACCGCUGCCCCAAACAAGUCUACGGGGAAGCUGGUGGGUCUUGUUAUGCUCAUCCUCGCUGCCGGGGCGCUCCUGGCUCUAAAGCCUAAACUCGGCAGUCGUCCUCCGAAGGUAGUGCCGCCUCCGCCUCCGCCUCUUCCCGAGGGCUUCCUGGCUCCCCCAAAGAAACCUGAGGAAGGAUUGAAGCCACCAAAAACCAGGCCACCCCCACCUCCUGUUGACGCAGAACCUGAAGAACCUGAAGAACCUGAAGAACCGGCACCACCAACCAGACUGCCGUCCGGAUUACCUAGAGUACUGCCCUCUUUAGAUGAGCUGAAAUCGUUCCAGAGUCGCAGAAAACAGGCGCAAAAGGGCUCCCCAGAUGCUCCUAAAGAACCGGCUCCACCCACAGUUCCAGAGGCUCCUGAAGAACCGACUCCACCAACAGUUCCAGAGGUUCCCGUAAAACCGGCUCCACGCAAAGUUCCGGAGGUUCCUGAAAAACCGGCUCCACGCAAAGCUCCAGAGGCUCCUGAAGAACCGACCCCAUCCACCGUUCCAGAGGCUCCCGUAAAACCGCCUCCACGCAGAGUUCCGGAGGUUCCUGAAAAACCGACUCCCGCCGUUCGAGAGGUUCCUGUAACACCAACUGCGCCCAAGGAUCCAGAAAUUCCUGAGGAACCGCCUAAACCGCCAGCUCGGGGAGAACCGGUCCCACCGAAGGAACCUGAGGCUCCUGAACAACCGGUGACAGAGACGAUUGCUGAGGCUCCUGAAACACCAACCAGGCCACCCAGGAGGCCAAUACCGCAUCCAGGGAUUGGUAUCCCGCUUCCGGGCCUCCGUAGGCCAAGCGAAGAAGAGCCUGAACCAACCCAACCAGUCAAACCUGUCCCCCGGACGAGACGCACCGCUACAAGCAGUCCACCCGAUACGCCGACGGAGAAGGAAGAGGAAGGGAGCCCGCAGAGGCCAGUACCAGCCGUACGAACGCGUAGGCCGAGCGCUACAACGCCGGAUACGGAGACUGUGCCUGUAUUCCUUGAUGAGAAGCCUGAAACCGGAGAACCCGAACAGCCCGCACAUAGCGAAGAACAGCCAGUGGAACAGGCAGAGACACAGCCACAGCCAGAAGAGCAGGGGGAGGCGGCAAAAACUGCAGAACAAACAGUUGUAGAACCGGAACCGGCCCAGCAACAACCGGCGAAAUCUCCAUUCGGACCUGACCUAGACGAUCUUGAUGAUGAGGGAGAGGAAUUCGAUAUAGACGAAGCUGAGCUAGAGAACCUAGGGCAGCGGUGA